Cyprinus carpio (common carp) is the source of this 959-nucleotide messenger RNA. Its product is annotated as serine/threonine-protein kinase prk-2-like. Gene Ontology annotation, cellular component: cytoplasm. Gene Ontology annotation, biological process: protein autophosphorylation; regulation of mitotic cell cycle; negative regulation of apoptotic process. The coding region runs from base 387 to 938 and encodes 183 amino acids. The transcript is spliced from 5 exons. The record is from RefSeq and is a predicted model, not a curated record. Gene Ontology annotation, molecular function: protein serine/threonine kinase activity; ATP binding. Lineage: Eukaryota; Metazoa; Chordata; Actinopteri; Cypriniformes; Cyprinidae.
CUAAUCAAUAUUCUCUGUUUGCAGAGAAACGCACAAAAGGGAGGAAAGGCUGUGGUUGUUUGAGGAGCGUGUGGAAGUCUGUAAAACAUCACGUCCAAACCCUCAAAACCAGAGUGUGUCCUCGUGUGCCUGACCCGGAGCCAUCGCAGGAGCCUCCACAAACAUCCAGAGCAGAACCGACAGCAGACACCGAUCCGCUCGAGUCCCAGACAACAGAUCCUCAACAUGGAGCAGAGUACUUGCGCUCUCUCUAUGAAGUGGGAGAAGAAGUGGGAUCGGGUGUCUAUGAAGGAAUCAGAAGAUCGGAUGGCCAGAGGGUGCUCAUCAAAUUUGUGAAGAGGCACUUGCCUGGAAAAACAUCAGAGCUGGAUGAGUUUCUCAGACCUAUGUGUGAAGAGGCAGCUACGAUGUUGAUGCUGCAAAGGCCUCCGUUCUGUGACCAUGUCAUACAGUUAUAUGACUGGUUUAUCACGGAGGAGCAGAAUGUCUUGAUAAUGGAAAAUCCCCAUCCCUGUGUGACCUUGCGUAAGUUCAUCAAAAAAAACCCCCGAGGUCACCUGAGUGAAGAAAAGGCGAGACUCAUCAUGUGGCAAGUCGCCGUUGCUCUGCGUCACUGCUGGGAUCGUGGUAUAUUUCAUGAAACAGAUCUGAGUAAUAUUCUCAUCAACACGGACACCCUGCAGUUAAAAAUAAUGGACUUUAGAUACGCAGAGCACAUCAUUAAAAAACGAAGUGAAGACGCUUAUUUAGAGGCGAGGCUCAGAGUGCUUGCUAAAUUGCAAGCAGCUGAAAACUUAUACUUCGUGCUGGAUGCGCUCAUCAGAACCAUAAGACAUCCGUGCUGGAAAAAAGCACACCUGUCCAGAGGUGAGAUCAGUGACAGGAACACAAUGGAAAGAACAUUGCUUGAACAAUAUAUAAAGCUCAGACACAAGUGACAGUAAAUGAUUAGUGAUGAA